UCGUAUGCGCUGUUUGGGUACAAUUUCAGCACCAAAUGCAGCUCCCGGUUCAUCUCAUUUAGCUCCGAGUUCAUCUAAUGCAACUCCUAUUUCUUUGGAGUCAAUCCCAGAAGGAUUGAUGCAAAUGAUAAUUGAUAAAGUAGGGGAGUACGUGCUUGAAAAGGCACGGGCUGAAGCACGAGAUGAAGUUGCUGUUGCCUUAGAGAAUUUCUUUCAAACCAUUGUUGCUGGAGCAAAUAAUGAUCCGAAUAGAUCAUCUGUGAGAGCAGAAGGAAAUGCAAGUACACAGGUUGCUGAUGCAUCGAGCGUCCAUAAGCCAAACGACUCUUCACGUUGACUUGGGAUUUAUUUGAGAUGAUCUUCUAUGGUAUUAGCUAGGUUAGUGAAUUUGGACUACUUAUUAGCCAAUAGUGUAUAUGAGCCGGA
Molecule: messenger RNA, 426 nt
Organism: Zingiber officinale
Lineage: Eukaryota; Viridiplantae; Streptophyta; Magnoliopsida; Zingiberales; Zingiberaceae
Exons: 2
Coding region: 5-337 (110 amino acids)
Source: RefSeq, a predicted model, not a curated record